Molecule: messenger RNA, 2151 nt
Organism: Procambarus clarkii (red swamp crayfish)
Lineage: Eukaryota; Metazoa; Arthropoda; Malacostraca; Decapoda; Cambaridae
Product: UPF0598 protein CG30010
Source: RefSeq, a predicted model, not a curated record
CUAUAGCGUAAUGUAAAUAUGUUGACCACAACACUUGGUAGCAGUAUAAGUCCGUCUCUGAUUGUUUCAGCCUGCAGAAGGUUGCAUGCUUCCCGGAGAUGGUGCACGAGUCUACAGCUGACGGAGUACGUGCAGGGGCAGUCACCAGAGCCCAGAGUCAGGGAAUACUUCUACUAUGUCGACCACCAAGGAAUGCUCUUUUUGGAUGAUGCAAGAAUCAAGAACUUUACAUCUUGCUUUAAAGAGAAGAAGUUCCUUCAGUUUUUCUUCAGCCGACUUUGCUUCAAUAAAACAGCAAGAUAUCCAGAGUUUCCGUUUUUCUCUCCAUGUGGUCGUGAAAGGAACUUCAUAAGAUGUGAUGAUCUGCCACUGGUAUUCACAAAUUUGGUAAGGAAAGAUGCACCAUUAGGUCCAGAAGAGCACAUUGCUUAUGGUAAUGCAGGUGACUUAAUGACCUUUCCAUUCCAACCAUCUGAAUUAUGCAUGCAAGUUGAGACAGGGCGAGUAUACCACCCAGCUCCUGAACGUGUUGGAGGUGUGGGACUCGUCAGGUCUCAGUUAGCCAUCCAGCUCUCAGCACACUUUGUCUUUAGAAACGGUGAACACCAACCUCCAACUCACAUAUACUGGAAUGAUAAACAAGUAGAAUUGUCCCAAAACUUAGUACCAGUGCUGCAAAGUUUAGAAUAUGUUAGAAAAUAUAGUUUAGGACUUUUGAAAGAUAAAAUUUAAUACAGGGUCUAUGUAUUUCUUUUUCUGUAGUUUAUGUAUAUGGUGAUAAAUUUAUGGUACUCCCAUGUACAGUAUAUUAAAAGGUACAAUACUGUGAUGGUAUUUUGUCAUACAAAGUUGAUUGGCAUACAUGCAAUGAUGAUCAUAUUUAAUAGUGUUGGAUUUAACCUUCUGUUGUUUCAUGGUUUGGUAGUUUGUUUAUAGGAGUUGCCUUGAUAAUGAGUUAUACGACACUUCAAUAAAUAUUUAUUAACGUGAUUUUUAAAAUAAUACUGUACAGUAUUUGAAUUAUGAUGGAAGGAAUGGUGCCAAGCCACUUGGAUGGUCGGGGAUUGAACGCCGACCUGCAUGAAGCGAAACCGUUGCUCUUAUCACCCAUCCCAAGUGGUUGAGCUUCAUUUUUGAGAGUGGAAAGUGAAGUAAUGAUGAUGGUGAUAAGGGUUAUAGUCUCAUGGAACUGCUCAAUUGCAUAGUUCUAUUGAGUACAUUAUUAAAAUCAUUUCAUUUUGGCUACUUCCAUUGAUACUCUUCUAUUUACUACUUCGCCAAGGCUCAGGUAGUACCGAACUGAACUCUCAUACUAUGUUAAACAUGAUUUUUCCUAGCUUGUUUCAAUAACCUGGUACAGAUGAACAAAUCCAUAAGGGCCGUGAUGAGGAUUCGAACCUGCGUCCGGGAGCAUCCCAGACACUGCCUUAAUCAACUGGUACAGAUUUCCGUGUAUGUAUUGUACAUAUAAAUUAAUGUUAUUUGUCAUAUAAUACACUGUAUAUUUUAUUGUUGUAAAUACAGUAUGUGUUUAUACACCCAAUUAUUCUGCACAUUUUGAUUUUCAUAGUUAAAUACAAGGUGUUAGAUCAGUUAGCCAUGCUCAUCUUUUAAGGCAAUAUCAUUAAGGAUUUCAAAGGAAAUUUUGUUUGUGGCUACAUAUAUUCUGCAGCUUCUUUUAGUGAUUCCGGUUUGAUGUUUGUUAUUGCAAUGCCAAAUUAGUACAUAAUUUAUUACUAAUUUAUUAAAUUGGCAGGUCCCAUGGCGCAGUGGUAAAGCACUCGCUCGGCACUUUGUGAGCCCUUUGGCCUGGGUUCGUAUCCUGGCCAGGGAAGAUUGUCUGGGCGCCAAUCCUUGACUGUAGCCUCUGUUCACCCAGCAGUGAAUGGGUACCUGGGUAAACGAUUUGCCGGGCCGUAUUCCGAGGAAAAUUAGGAUUAAGGACCUGCCCUAAACGCCAUGCGUGCUAGCGGCUUUACAAGAGUGUUGGAACUCUUGACUAUUUAAAUAAAUAAAAUACUUUAUACAGUAUAUGUAUAUAUUUGGGUUUACAAUUUUGUUUUAAUUAUAUUGUCAGGUUACAUAGAUUGUAUAUAUAUCGCAAGGCUUAAUUGCUGUAGUUUAAAAUACAAGUCUGAUAAAAGUUGUAAA